Meleagris gallopavo (turkey) is the source of this 795-nucleotide messenger RNA. Lineage: Eukaryota; Metazoa; Chordata; Aves; Galliformes; Phasianidae. The record is from RefSeq and is a predicted model, not a curated record.
CACAUUUAUCUCUUGCUAGCCUGCAGCUGGUGCAAAAUGAGUGUUCCUGACUACAUGCAGUGUGCUGAGGAUCAUCAGACUCUCCUGGUUGUGGUCCAGCCCAUUGGCAUUGUACCAGAAGAGAGCUUUUUUAGGAUCUACAAGCGGAUUUCAGCUGUGAAUCAAGUCAAUGUGCGCGACUCCCAGCGUGUGCUGUACAUCCGCUACAGGCACCAUUAUCCUCCCGAGAACAACGAAUGGGGGGAUUUUCAGACACACCGCAAAGUUGUGGGGCUGAUAACUAUCACAGACUGUUCUUCUGCCAAGGACUGGCCUCAGACGUUUGAGAAGUUCCAUCUUCAGAAGGAAAUGUAUGGCGCUACGCUCUAUGAUUCCCGGCUGUUUGUCUUCGGACUUCAAGGAGAGAUUGCAGAGCAGCCCCGCACAGAUGUGGCGUUUUACCCCAGUUAUGAUGAAUGUGAAACCGUGGAGAAGAGAAUAGAAGAUUUCAUCGAAUCCCUCUUCAUUGUGUUGGAGUCUAAGCGGCUUGACAGAGCCACUGAUAAGUCUGGAGACAAGAUCCCGCUGCUCUGCGUUCCUUUUGAGAAGAAGGAUUUUGUAGGGCUGGACACAGACAGUAGACACUAUAAGAAACGCUGUCAGGGCCGGAUGCGGAAGCACGUUGGUGACCUGUGUUUGCAGGCUGGGAUGUUACAGGAUUCCCUGGUGCACUAUCACAUGGCUGUGGAACUUCUGCGCUCUGUAAACGACUUCCUGUGGCUUGGAGGUGUGUUUAAUUGAUUAAAUCACUUUUUA